Molecule: messenger RNA, 918 nt
Organism: Sphaeroforma arctica JP610
Lineage: Eukaryota; Ichthyosporea; Ichthyophonida
Product: histone H2A
Exons: 1
Coding region: 39-443 (134 amino acids)
Cellular component (GO): nucleosome
Molecular function (GO): structural constituent of chromatin; DNA binding; protein heterodimerization activity
Source: RefSeq, a predicted model, not a curated record
CAAGUUUAAAGUAUAGACAACUACAAGUUAUUUUCACCAUGUCUGGAAAAGGAAAAGGAGGUAAGGGAGGCAAGUCCUCUGGCAAAUCCAAGACCCGUUCAUCUCGUGCCGGACUACAGUUCCCCGUCGGUCGUAUCCACCGUCACCUGAGAAAGGGUAACUACGCUCAGCGUGUAGGUGCCGGAGCUCCCGUAUACCUUGCUGCUGUACUAGAGUACCUUGCCGCUGAGAUCCUCGAGUUGGCCGGUAACGCCGCCCGUGACAACAAGAAGUCCCGUAUCAUUCCUCGUCACUUGCAGUUGGCUGUAAGAAACGAUGAGGAGUUGAACAAGCUUCUAUCUGGUGUAACCAUUGCCCAGGGUGGUGUGCUACCCAAUAUCCACGCUGUGCUUCUGCCCAAGAAGUCCGGCAAGGCCAAGGCUUCCCAGUCUCAGGAGUUCUAAAGUGGUGCAGCUUUUAUAGUGACCACUACGUGCUCUGUGACAAGCUUCAUAACAACAACCUGGUCCUUUUUAGGACCACCCUAUACACAAAGGAAUUAUCAAAGACACGCGUACUUGUUUGCCUGCUUGCACACAUCACCUUCUAAUAGCAACUGUGAAUGUAUGGUGUUUCCUUUGUUUGCAUAAUAUUCACACCUUACUGCUAUCCGCAUGAUGUCAAAUAGUUAAUGCUAUGAGACUGCGCUCAGUCAGGGUGGAGGUGAGCAUAGCGGUAUCGCACUUAUAACUUGUACUGUCCUUUGACUGGAACAACGUUAGCGCAUGUUAACACUGCGCUCGAAUUCAGAGUCUCUGGGUCUAAUGCCAAGCUGCUGCUGAUAAUUUAUCGAUCAGACAGUGCUAGACGACUAGCCUGUUUUAAGGUAUCAACACUGCACUUAAGAAUCGGGUUCUGAAUAAAUGGUUAUGAAUCCAG